CCAGAUCAGCGUCAGAGAAGAGAUAAUGCCCUCUGGCUGGAGAUAUGGGAGAGCCACAGGCGCUGAAAACCCGAAACCUUCCCCUUCACCAGAGCGUCCUGUGAAACCUCUAAAGGGACACAAGUGCGUUGCACAUCUCUGGCAGGAUAGACUGACCCCAGAGAAGCUGCUGUCCACAUUCUGGAGUUUUACUCAUCGGGCCUGGAUCAAGACGAAAGAUGCUCAAGGUCCUGGUGCUCGCUGCCCUUUUGGUGUCAACCUUAGCUCUUGACGCUUGGGUCGAGUUGAAAGUGGUCCCCGCUAGCUUCGAGAUCAAAAGGGGGAAACCGGGCGACACUGCCGUGGCAUGGGGAUCCUUCGACAACAAGAUCAACGAAACAGGGUUUGGUUUCCUCGAGAUCUAUACCAACGAGGUGUUCCCCGAUGAGUACCAGGCGUACGCCGCCGGUUUCCUGGAAGCCUACUUCACCAAAGACCUGAUCGCCAAGCACUUCAGCAACCAGUGGAGCGACUACUGCGACAAGGAGGUCGAGUACUGCAAGCGACUGUACGACUUUCUCAGCGCCAACCUUGACUUUAUGAACGAGCAGGCGGCAGAGUACCGCAAAACGGACCCCUACUGGCACCAGGUUGACUUGAUCUUGAAUCAGCUGGCUGGGCUGAACGACGGUCUGAAUCACACCAAGUUCUUCCCAAGCUACUCCUACGUUAACGUCACAAACCUCCUGCUUCUGAACGUGGACGGCGACUUGGAGGAUCUCGAGGGCGCGCUGAAGAGGACCGUGCUGCGGAAGGUGACGGGCAGCGGUUCCUGCUCGGCACUGGUCAAGGUGCUCCCCGGUGCCGAAGACCUGUACUUCUCCCAGGUCACGUGGUCGACGUAUGCGAGCAUGUUGCGCAUCCUCAAGAAGUACUCCUUCAAGUUCCACUCUACCUUCGGUUCCAGCGAACUUAUUCCAGGCCAUACUGUUACCUUCUCGUCCAGUCCAGGCAGAAUUUUCUCUGGCGACGACUUCUACCUGAUUUCUUCUGGACUCGCUACCAUGGAAACCACCACAGGGAACGGCAACUCUUCACUGUUCCGGUACAUAAAACCCACGACUAACCUCGAGUAUGUGCGCAACAUCGCCGCAAACCGCCUGGCAACGUCGGGUGAGGAGUGGACAGACAUCUUCAGCAGAUACAACAGCGGAACGUACAACAACCAGUGGAUGGUCGUUGACUACAAGAAGUUCACUCCAGGCCAGCCUCUGCCGGACGGGCUUCUCUGGGUCCUGGAGCAGCUUCCGGGCUACAUUUACAAGGAAGAUCUGACAAAGGUGCUGAGGAGGCAGACCUACUGGCCAAGUUAUAACGUCCCGUACUCUGAGGUUGUCUUCAACAUGAGCGGAGGACAAUCGGGCGUGGAGAAAUUCGGCGACUGGUUUACGUACGACAAGACUCCGAGGGCGCUCAUCUUCAAGAGGGACAACGGCAAGGUCGUCGACAUGCAGUCCAUGAUCAAGCUGAUGAGGUACAACGACUACACGAGGGACCCGUUGUCCGCCUGCAAUUGCACGCCGCCGUACAGCGCCGAGAACGCCAUUUCGGCGAGGAGCGACCUGAACCCUGCCGACGGAGUGUACCCGUUCGGUGCCUUGGGUCACCGAUCCCACGGAUCCACCGACAUGAAGCUGACCAACAGCAGCUUGUUCGCGGACCUGAUGUUCACCGCCGUCGGAGGCCCCACCUACGACCCGCUUCCACCUUUCCGGUGGAGCACGUCGGGUCUCAAGGACCGCCACGACGGGCAGCCCGACCUGUGGCAGUUCACGCCCUUCACCCACAAGUGGGGCUCGGGAAAGUAGGCCUCGGGGACAUCGUCAUAGGUCACGUGACGCGGAAAAAGCAGAUUCGCAAGAAGAAACUAAGCGAAAAAUGAAGAUGGUGAUUUUUGUUUAAUAAAUUGUGUUGUUUGUUUGUUU
Molecule: messenger RNA, 1964 nt
Organism: Ixodes scapularis (black-legged tick)
Lineage: Eukaryota; Metazoa; Arthropoda; Arachnida; Ixodida; Ixodidae
Product: putative phospholipase B-like 2
Exons: 12
Coding region: 219-1847 (542 amino acids)
Biological process (GO): phospholipid catabolic process
Cellular component (GO): extracellular region
Molecular function (GO): glycerophospholipase activity
Source: RefSeq, a predicted model, not a curated record